ACCCAUCGACACCCCUUUCUCUCUCCGGCCGCAAAACACUCUAUCUAUACAUACAAAAGCUGUAUCUAUCUCAUCCCGUAACGCUCACAAAUUUUAUGUGUAUAUAUCUUAUCAAACCAAAAUAACAGUAACGAAAACAUAACAAAAUAAAUUAAAAUUUUUUACAAAUUACAAACUCGUUGAAUUACAAUUUAUUCGAAUGUAAUGGCUUUUCACGUCGCCUGCCCAAUCACUUGCAAGAGGAUCUGUUACUGUACGCUAGGGUUUGGAGGCGUUAAGAGAGAUGAGUUUUGCGAUGAGAUCGCGAGGCUCGAGGAGUUUAUUAGGGAUCCGUGGUUGCUUAGGGCUUGUGAAGAUGCGACUGUGCAGGUGCUUGUGCCGAAAGUUGUUGUUGCGCCGCCGCCGGUGCCGGUCAGGGAGGCGGUGGUGGUGAAGGAGGCUGCGGCGGCGGCGGUUGUUGACCGAGAGGCGGAGGAGUUGGCGUCGGCGCAGAAUAAGAGAGCGGCGAUGCAGAAGAAGGCGGCGGAGGCGAGUUUGGUGGCGGAGGAUUACGCGAGGCGGAUGGAGAUUGGGGAUAAGGAGGGUGUCGUAAAAGAUAUUAGCGGAGCAGAGCAGGGUGUUUCCAAUGUAAAAGUAAUGUGUCGGCUUUGCUUUAAUGGUGAACACGAAGGAAGUGAAAAAGCAAGAAAAAUGCUAACUUGCAAAAGUUGCGACAAGAAGUAUCACAGGAGCUGUCUUAAAGCAUGGGCUCAAAAUAGAGAUCUUUUUCAUUGGAGUUCGUGGACCUGUCCCUCUUGCCGAACAUGUGAAGUCUGCAGAAGAACUGGAGAUCCAAAUAAGUUUAUGUUCUGCAAAAGGUGUGACGGUGCUUACCACUGUUACUGUCAGCACCCUCCACACAAGAAUGUGAGCCAUGGACCAUACCUUUGCCCUAAGCAUACCAGGUGUCACAGCUGCGGGUCUAAUGUUCCAGGAAAUGGUCUUAGUGUAAGGUGGUUUCUAGGGUAUACCUGUUGUGAUGCCUGUGGAAGGUUAUUUGUGAAAGGAAAUUACUGCCCAGUUUGCUUAAAGGUGUACAGAGAUUCUGAAGCAACUCCAAUGGUUUGCUGUGAUAUUUGCCAGAGAUGGGUGCAUUGCCAAUGUGAUGGCAUCAGUGAUGAAAGAUAUCUUCAAUAUCAAGUGAACAAUAACCUUCAGUACAAAUGUGCUACAUGUCGUGGAGAAUGCUACCAGGUUAGAGAUCUUGAGGAUGCUGUCCAGGAGCUUUGGAAGAGAAGAGAUAUCUUUGAUCGGGAUUUAAUUGCAAACUUAAGGGCUGCUGCUGGAUUGCCAACUCAAGAGGAAAUAUUUUCUAUUUCACCCUUCUCUGAUGAUGAAGAUAGUGGUCCUAUUGCACCUAAGAAUGAGUAUGGUCGUUCCGUAAAGUUUAGUCUUAAAGGGUUAGUUGAUAAAUCACCGAAAAAAAACAAGGACCAUGGGAAAAAGGCGUCUAAUAAAAAUUUGGGUAAGAAAAAGGGAUAUCAGAUGUCGUUAACCAGUAAACAUGGGGAAGGACAUAGUGAUGCUCGAUCUAUGGUUUGCAGCCUUGCUGAUGAUAAGGAUGAGGAUCUUCAGCCAUAUAGAAGUGGAGAGCGCAAUCUAUGUCCUCAUCCUAUUGCUGGAAAUUUGACUGAGGGGGUGUGCUCUACUAAUCAAGCUAUGAAGCACAAGUUCGUUGAUGAGGUGGGGGCAAGUGAUGAGAACAAGGCUUUGAGGAUUAUACAGCUAAAGAGUAACAAGCCUCAAGGAGGGGACAGUGGAAAACAAGCAAGCAAGUCCAAAAGCACCAAGGGGCCAAAGCUUGUUAUACAUUUAGGUGCUCGAAACAAAAAUGCAGCAGUCUCACCAAGGUCUGAUGCAUCGAGUGCUCAAAGAGAGGGCAGUGAAGAUGCACACCAGCAAAAAGUGAAUGACAGGAGCAGGGAGAGGCAUGAACCCAUGACUUCAGUUGAUGCAAAAGGUGAUGUUAAAGAUUACCCCGACCAAAUAGAAGGUUCAAAGAUCCGAGGAAGAGCCCCCAACUUGAUAAAGAUAAAAAAUGUUAAUUCAGAAGUUCACGAUAAGAAUCACAAUGUUGGUGGAGGUAAAUUUUCAGAUGGUUAUGGAACUGUUUCUCCCAUAAAAAAGCGUGUUUUAUUUGGAAAAAUGAGCACUGAGGGGAUCAUAGCUACAACAGGCAUUAGAACCCAGAUGUCCGCUACAAGGGGUGACAAGCUGUUUUCCAUGAAGUCUGAAGAAGCUAGGCAUGAUGAUAGCAUAGAUGACGAGUUGAAUGAUGGUAAAAGGCAUCAACAUUCAGUCUCAGUUCCUGUGUCAAAGGAUUCGAAACCAUUGCUGAAGCUUAAAUUUAAAAAUCCUUUUAAUGAGAACUCAAGUUCGUGGGCUGGUGAAGAUGAGAAGAGUUCUGUUAAGGGCCAACGUUCAAAAAGAAAGAGACCAUCACCUUUAAGGGAGAAAACAGCCAAGGAAGAGGAAGACGCCUCAUAUUGGUAUGAAGACGGUUCACAGGAUGAAGUAAUGGAAGCCAAUUGGAUACUUCAGACAUUAGGGAAAGAUGCAAUGGGAAAGAGAGUGGAAGUCCAUCAGCCAUCUAAUAAUUCUUGGCACAAGGGAACUGUGACAGAAGUCUUUGAAGGCACGCCAACUCUAGCUGUUGCUUUAGAUGAUGGGAGGGCCAAGACAUUGGAUCUUGAGAAGGAAGGAAUACGUUUUGAUUCUCGGAAACAAAGGCGAUAGAAUGCGUUAAAUUACUUUUAUGAAUGAUUGAUCAUAUCAUUUUGAAAGCUUCUAAAACUUUGUAGUUGUAAAAUUUUCAACAGAAGCAAUUACAACAUUGACGCUUGCUAUUCAUCCAUUGGGUAUUAUUCCUUUAGGAGGUAUCUGUUAUUAUGCAGGCAUAAGUUAAUCCAUCCCGUUGUAUAUGGUUAAUAUCAAAAUGCUUGUUUAGUGUUUUGGUUAUCAAGAUCAACUGUUACUCA
This is a messenger RNA of Daucus carota subsp. sativus, 3017 nucleotides long. RefSeq lists its product as uncharacterized. NCBI's taxonomy places the organism in Eukaryota, Viridiplantae, Streptophyta, Magnoliopsida, Apiales, Apiaceae. Gene Ontology annotation, cellular component: chromatin. Gene Ontology annotation, biological process: negative regulation of DNA-templated transcription; positive regulation of transcription by RNA polymerase II. Gene Ontology annotation, molecular function: transcription coregulator activity. Bases 205 to 2775 code for a protein of 856 amino acids. The record is from RefSeq and is a predicted model, not a curated record. The transcript has 13 exons.